Nymphaea colorata (pocket water lily) is the source of this 1307-nucleotide messenger RNA. RefSeq names its product zinc transporter 8-like. Gene Ontology annotation, cellular component: plasma membrane. Gene Ontology annotation, molecular function: zinc ion transmembrane transporter activity. NCBI's taxonomy places the organism in Eukaryota, Viridiplantae, Streptophyta, Magnoliopsida, Nymphaeales, Nymphaeaceae. The record is from RefSeq and is a predicted model, not a curated record. Bases 1 to 1158 code for a protein of 385 amino acids. Gene Ontology annotation, biological process: zinc ion transmembrane transport. The transcript is spliced from 3 exons.
AUGGCCACACUUUCAGCUAAAUGGACCAACGUUCUACUCUGCCUUGCGCUGCUGCUUCUCCUGUUACUCGGAGACGCUGAUGCAGGCGGUGAAGGCUCCUGUGAGGAAGAAGAAGGCGACAGCUGUCGGAACAAGGACGAGGCGCUGAAGCUCCGGAUAGGCGGCAUCUUCCUCAUCCUGGCAGCCGGCGCAGUUGGUGUCUGCAUUCCCAUUGUGGGCAAAUCGUUUUCCCUUCUCUCUGCAGGGAGCAGCGGCUUCUUCGUCGUGAAGGCGUUCGCCGCCGGAGUCAUUCUAUCCACAGGCAUGGUACACGUUCUUCCGGACGCCUUCGACAGCCUUGGCUCGCCGUGCCUGAAGGAGAAUCCGUGGGCCAAGUUUCCCUUUGCCGGUUUCAUCGCCAUGAUGGCAGCACUGGGAACGCUCAUGUUGGAGACGGGCGCCAUGAGUUACUACAAGAGGGUUGAGAGCAGAAGGGCCGCUCCGCCGGCCGCCAUUAAUGGAGGAUCGGGUGCAGACCUUGAAGACAAUGGAGCCGGAGGGGAGGUGCACGUUCACACACAUGCCUCCCACAGUCACGCACAUGGCCCUCACAUUGGUGGCGCUGAAUCUGAAACAAUGCGCCAUAGAAUCAUUUCUCAGGUGUUAGAAUUGGGCAUCAUCGUUCACUCUGUGAUCAUCGGGAUCGCCAUGGGGGCUUCUGAAAGUCCGUGCACCAUCAAACCUCUAAUGGCUGCCCUGAGUUUUCAUCAAUUCUUUGAAGGAAUGGGUCUUGGUGGAUGCAUAGUUCAGGCAAGCUUUACAAGUACCUUUGAAUUCCGGCAAAUUGCUCAAAGAAACUCUAUUGAUGGACAGGCAAGGUUCAAGUUCAGCUCUUCGGCUUUGAUGGUCCUUUUCUUCUCGCUUACUACUCCAAUUGGAAUAGCAGUGGGCAUAGGGAUAUCAUCUACAUACAAUGAGGGCAGUGUGACCACGCUCAUUGUCCAAGGUUGCUUCAAUGCAGCAUCUGCUGGAAUACUCAUCUACAUGUCUUUGGUUGAUCUCCUCGCUGCCGAUUUUUCCACCCCUAUGAUGCAGAGCAGCGUCAAGCUUCAGAUCAUCACCAACAUCUUCCUCCUCCUUGGCGUUGGCCUCAUGUCUCUCAUUGCUAAAUGGAACUGAAAGAAGGGCCUAUGAAAGGGAAGCCAAAGGUCACUGUUGACACCGUCCUUUAGCGGAAAGGACUAGUUGUGCUUUGAAAUUGACCACAUUGUUUUUCUCUAAGUCACAUUUGUGUUGCUUCCUUGUUCUGGUUGUGGAAUUGCAAGAGU